AGGAGUUACGAGCAUGAAUAGUGAAUCAUAAGCUUGUUCUUUUAAUUAGUGUUGCAUACUUAGAACCUGUUGAUGUCUUCAAAAGCCUCAAAGGACCAAAUGAAAUUGUGAUACAUCGAUUUCAGCCUAUGCAAACUUAUUUACAGGAAGAUGGUUAAAGCAUCAUUUAAAAGGAAAAGAAAGGAUUAUAACUACAACUGUUUCUUUCAGGUAGAAACUGAAAGCAAUCUUAAACAUACCAGGUGCAGAGCACAAUACAGUAGCCAUGAAUGACAUUGCACAGAAAACUGAGAUUCUGCUUUCUUCAUCUAAACCCAUCCAAAAAUCCUAUGUGCCCAAACUUCACAAGGGUGAUGUAAAGGAUAAAUUUGAAGCUAUGCAGAAAGCAAGGGAAGAAAGGAAUCAAAGGAGAUCUAGAGAUGAAAAGCAAAGAAGAAAAGAACAAUACGUUAGAGAGAGAGAAUGGAACAGGAGAAAGCAGGAGAUGAAAGAACUGCUUGGAUCUGAUGAAGAUGAUGACACAAAAUCAUCUAAAAUAGAAAAAGGUUAUGUUCCAAAACUAAUAGGAACUGUUAAAGGCAAGUUUGCAGAAAUGGAGAAGCAAAGGCAAGAAGAAGAAAGAAAAAGAAUGGAAGAAGAAAGAAAGCGCAGAAUUGAACAAGAUAUGAUUGAGAAAAGAAAAAUUCAAAGAGAAUUAGCAAAAAAAGCACAGGAGAUUGAUGACUUUAACAAUACGGGAACUGAAUCAGCAGCUGAGGAAGGGGAUGAUUCACUGCUAGUUACAGUAGUGCCCGUAAAACCCACCAAAACACCUGGGAAGAUGAAAAUAAACUUUGAGAACACAGAAAGAGAGAGAGCAGAACAACGAGAGAGACAUGAUGAAAAACUGAAGCUAAAAUAUGAGGAACAAAACCAAUCCCUUAAGGAAACCAAGUGCCUUUCGUUUGUCAUGGGUGAAAAUGAAGACAAUGAACAAGAGCCACUGUCUCCGGGUAAGCUGAAAGUAACAUUUGAAGAACUUGAAAGACAAAGACAGGAAAAUCAAAGGCGGCAAACAGAGGAGGAAGCAAGACAGCGUUUAGAAGAGGAGAGACGUGCCUUUGAAGAAGCUAGACAGCAAAUGAUAAAUGAAGGUGGCGACGAAGAAUCUGAAAAUUCUGUUAAAGAAUUCCGUCCUGGUAAACUCAGACUCAGUUUUGAGGAAAUAGAAAGACACAGGAGAGAAGAGGAAAAGAAGAAAGCAGAAGAAGAUGCAAGACGACGCAUAGAAGAGGAAAAAAGAGCGUUUGCUGAAGCAAGGAAGAACAUGGUGCUGGAUGAUGAAUCACCAGAAAUGUUUAAAACAGUUUCUCAAGAAUCCCUCAUACCUGGUAAACUGGAAAUAAAUUUUGAGGAGUUGCUGAGACAAAAAAUGGAAGAAGAAAAGAGACGCACAGAAGAAGAACGUAGGCAAAAGUUGGAAAUGGAAAAACAAGAGUUUCAACAGUUAAGACAAGAAAUGGGAGAGCUGGAAGAAGAGUCUGAAACUUUUGAGCUAAGCAAAGAAUAUGAAGAAUUAAUAAAGCUAAAAAGAAGUGGUUCUAUUCAGGCAAAGAACUUAAAAAGCAAGUUUGAAAAAAUAGGACAACUGUCUCAAGAAGAAAUACAGAAGAAGAUUGAAGAAGAGCGAGCUAAGAGAAGAGCAAUGGAUGAAGAAAUAAGAGAAAGAGAAGCUGAAAAAUUUCAAGAGGAUGAGGAGGUAGAUGUGAGACCAGCCAAGAAAUCCGAGGCUCCAUUUACUCAUAAAGUAAACAUGAAAGCCCGUUUUGAGCAAAUGGCAAGAGCCAGGGAAGAAGAGGAGCAGAGGAGAAUUGAAGAACAGAAACUACUACGCAUGCAGUUUGAACAAAAGGAAAUUGAUGCUGCAUUACAGAAGAAAAGGGAAGAGGAAGAAGAAGAAGAGGGAAGUAUUAUUAAUGGUUCUACUUGCGAAGAUGAGGAGGAUCAAGCUCGAUCUGGAGCUCCCUGGUUUAAGAAGUCACUGAAAAACACAUCUGUUGUUGAUGGCGAGCCAGUGAGAUUUACAGUUAAAAUUACUGGAGAACCAAAACCUGAAGUUACAUGGUGGUUUGAGGGGGAAAUGUUGCAGGACUCUGAGGACUAUCAAUACAUUGAAAGAGGAGAAACCUAUUGCCUUUACUUGCCAGAAACCUUCCCAGAAGAUGAAGGGGAAUAUAUGUGUAAAGCAGUCAACAACAGAGGCACAUCUGCUAGCACCUGUAUUCUCACCAUUGAAAGUAAGAGUUAGCAUUUUAGUUUGCUUAAUUCUCAAAUAUUCUUCUUGCAUCUUUCCUAUUAUAAAAAUCUAAUUAUCUGUUUCUCUUAACCCUUUUAUUUUCUAGCUGAUGACUACUAAUGCUCUACUUUAGCUGGAAUCUUUCUUCCCCUCAAAACUUUCUUACUGCAUCAUCUCUUUCUCUGAUGGGGCCAACUAAAGAAAGCAAGGAUAUGCAUUGAUUUGUCAUUCCUGCAUCAGAUAAGAAUAACCUUCAAAUUGUGGGUGUACAGGUUUCUUGCUCAAUACAAAAAUUGGUAUUGAAGGCUAAAAAGAAGGAAUCAAUGUAUGAAAGAUCAACUAAAGGAAAAAGCUGAAUUAUAAUAAUGAAUUAUAAUAAUGUUCCCACAUCUGAAGACCAACAGUUGUGUAACCCUAUAAAGCUAAAUACACAAUCUGGAAACUGGUGUAGUAGUAUAAAUCUAUUGGUAUAUUUUGCAUGACCACUGAAUAUUUAAGCUGUUUUACUUUAUCUCAGAGGCAAUGAACUGGCAAAAGGAAAUACUUAUUGACAAUUUUCAAAAAUCCCAGUGUACUAUUUUAAAAGAAUAAAAGAUUACGUAACUGCUCACUUUUGUUGUUUUGUUUCAAAGAGCUUUAGUUCUUUUCUUUUAAAAUGGGCUUGCCUUCAAACUGUUAUGCUUUUAUCAAUCUAUGCAGUUGAUAAUCCAGAAGUAAAAACAACCUCAGCAAGGCUUGUAGUAGUAUUUUAUAGUACAAACAUUUGCUUGUAAAACUUAUAAAUUUUUCACUGCUUAAAUGAUACGGGAACACUUGGUGACAAAAUAUGAGCCUAUCACAGCUAAGUAGGUAGGAAGCAAGAAAAAUAUUUUCAGAAAGUGCCUGACUUCUCAAUCUCUGUUCUCUCUUAAUGCAAUAAAUUUACUGCUGCAUCUCUGAA
This is a messenger RNA of Athene cunicularia (burrowing owl), 3215 nucleotides long. RefSeq names its product nexilin F-actin binding protein (gene NEXN). The record is from RefSeq and is a predicted model, not a curated record. The transcript is spliced from 12 exons. The coding region runs from base 266 to 2287 and encodes 673 amino acids. Gene Ontology annotation, cellular component: plasma membrane; axon. NCBI's taxonomy places the organism in Eukaryota, Metazoa, Chordata, Aves, Strigiformes, Strigidae. Gene Ontology annotation, molecular function: cell-cell adhesion mediator activity. Gene Ontology annotation, biological process: dendrite self-avoidance; mitochondrial fusion; homophilic cell-cell adhesion.